Molecule: messenger RNA, 971 nt
Organism: Alligator mississippiensis (American alligator)
Lineage: Eukaryota; Metazoa; Chordata; Crocodylia; Alligatoridae
Product: olfactory receptor 2A5-like
Exons: 1
Coding region: 38-964 (308 amino acids)
Biological process (GO): G protein-coupled receptor signaling pathway
Cellular component (GO): membrane
Molecular function (GO): G protein-coupled receptor activity; olfactory receptor activity
Source: RefSeq, a predicted model, not a curated record
GUGAUGUUGGUUUCUGCUUAGCACAUUCCUGCCCAAAAUGGAAAAUCAAACAUUUGUCACAGAAUUCAUCAUCCUAGGAUUCUCCAUCAGCCCAAAGGUGCAAUUCUUCCUCUUUGGAUUGUUUUCCAUACUUUACAUUUUCUCUCUGAUUGGAAAUGCACUUACUUUUGUGUUAAUCUGGCUGGAUUCCAUUCUCCGUACCCCUAUGUAUUUCUUCUUGUGCCACCUCUCCAUACUGGACAUCUGCUAUGCUUCCAAUAAUGUCCCCCAUAUGCUGGGGAACCUCCUUCUCCAGAGGAAAACCAUCUCAUUUGCUGGAUGUGGGGUACAGAUAUAUUUCCACUUAGCUGCAGGCCUUACAGAAUGUGUAUUACUGGCAGUGAUGUCUUAUGAUCGGUAUGUGGCAAUAUGCCAACCCUUGCACUACACUCUCAUCAUGAACUGGAAAGUGUGCCUCAUACUGGUGGCAUGUUCAUGGGUCUCUGGGUUUCUGUGUGGUGCAUUACUAGUGAUUCUUACCGUAAAAUUGCCCUUCUGUGGCCCAAAUGAAGUGGACCACUUUUUCUGUGAACUGUUUGCAGUGUUAAAGCUGGCCUGUGCUGAUAUCACUGUCAACAAAAGUAUCACAUCUGCUCUGUCUGUGUUCUUUCUCCUGUUACCCUUCAUCUUAGUUCUUAUAUCCUACCUACACAUCCUAGUUGCCAUCCUGCGCACCUGCUCCGCUGAGGGACGGCACAAAAUCUUCUCUACCUGCAGCUCCCACCUGAGCGUGGUGGUGCUGUUCUAUGGAGCAACCAUCAUCAUGUACAUGGGACCAAGAAACAGCAAUUUAGCCAUUAGAGAGAAACUUCUCUUCCUCUUUUAUAGUUUCAUCAGUCCCAUACUGAACCCUCUGAUAUAUAGCUUGAGGAACAAACAGGUAAAGGGAGCCCUGGUGAAAGUUCUCAGAAGGGAAAAAUCCUAGCAUUCAA